UGUUAGAGCGGAUCCGACGGGCGGCCCAUCGGUUUCCUUCUCCAGACCACCGCGCCGGCCGGUGCCUCGUUCCCAUCGCCCACCGCGGCCCCGCCCCACAGGCUAUAAGCCAAACCCGACUGACGGAGGUGGACGCCCGCAUGCUCCACCGCCGCGCGAUGCCGCUCCUGCCGCCGCCUUCUCCGCCUCCUGCUCCGCGGACGCCGGGGGUCGCCGGCGGGCGUCUCUCCGCCUCGCUCCCGCCCCCGCCACCUCUACACUCCCGGAGAGAGGUGCAUAUUUGGUAUCUUUUGCCUGAUGAGUUGAAUGAUGCCUCCCAACUGAAGAUGUACAUGGAACUCCUUUCCCCUUCUGAAAGGAAGAAUGCUUUGUCUAUGAAUGGGGAAAAGUUGCAGAAAGAUGCUGUGUUGUCCCGUGCAUUGGUGCGCACCACCCUCUCAAGAUAUACAGAUUGCAAAAUUGAUCCAAGAUCGUUUGAGUUUAAGAAGAACAAAUUUGGCAAACCUGAGAUAUUGUGGCCACCUGAUGAUGGCAGGAUGCAAUGGCCUUUGCAUUUCAAUAUUUCACACACAUCUUCGUUGAUUGCCUGUGGCAUAACCAUGGAUACUCCUAUUGGCAUUGACAUUGAAGGGAAGAAACGAAAGACAGCCAAGAGUAUUUUAUCUCUUGCUCACCGUUAUUUUACCCCUUCUGAAGUUGAUUAUUUAGCCAAAAUUCCUGACCCUGAUGCUCAGCAAAAGGAAUUCAUAAAACUAUGGACUCUUAAAGAAGCGUACGUAAAGGCUCUUGGAAGGGGGUUUUCAGGUGCUCCUUUCAAUAAGUUCUCGAUCAUAUUGGCAGCAAGUAACGGAAUCAAAAUUUCUGUGGCACCAAAAGUAUUAAAGGAUUCUAACUCUAGUUGUGACUGUCUGUCCGAGAAUUGGCAAUUUGCACUUGCAGAGCUAAAUAGUUCUCAUUACAUGGCAGUUUGUGUAGAGGAUGACUCAAGAAGUUCAGGUUCUGGGAAUGGUCGACUACCACUAGGAUUGAAAGUAUGGAAGACCAUUCCAUUCCUAGAAGAUAGACUUGUUUCUGGAACUGAAGCUGUAAAACUUAUAAGUUGAGUAUGUAACAGCCUGACAGGACCUGCUAUUGGUCAUAUGAUUUCACCAGAUGACAAUAUGAUAUAACGAUUUGUAUUUGGACAAGGUAUGUGGGGAAACUCUGAGCAUUCUUCAUGCAUUGAGGGGAAGCUCUGAGUAUUCUUGAAUCAUUGAUUAACUGAUUGCUGACAUUGUACACUAGUGAGGACUUUGGGAAAUGCAACAGCAUAUAUUUCAUAUUAAGACUGUUUAUUA
Messenger RNA from Phragmites australis (common reed), 1337 nucleotides. RefSeq lists its product as uncharacterized. The transcript is spliced from 8 exons. Lineage: Eukaryota; Viridiplantae; Streptophyta; Magnoliopsida; Poales; Poaceae. Bases 141 to 1103 code for a protein of 320 amino acids. The record is from RefSeq and is a predicted model, not a curated record. Gene Ontology annotation, molecular function: magnesium ion binding; holo-[acyl-carrier-protein] synthase activity. Gene Ontology annotation, cellular component: cytosol.